Phoenix dactylifera (date palm) is the source of this 4900-nucleotide messenger RNA. NCBI's taxonomy places the organism in Eukaryota, Viridiplantae, Streptophyta, Magnoliopsida, Arecales, Arecaceae. The record is from RefSeq and is a predicted model, not a curated record.
UUUAAAAGAAUAUCUAUAAUUGCAGCGGCAUUUAAGAUUUACCAUAGCUGAAGGUUAUCGAACUUGAAAGCUGUUGUCUUCUGAAGAGAAAUUCUUACAAGAUGGUGUUGAUCUUUGGAUCCUUCAAUUGUGGUUUAAUGGUAACACGAUCAGAAUCACUGGAUUGUCAGUAUCUUCUCUACAUCAAUUAGAUCUAGUUGUUGCAUCUCAAUGAUGUGCGAAUCUUUUAAAAAGAUCUCUAUAGGAAUCUGAAAUAAGAGGUCGUUGAUCAAAAGUUUCUAGACUUGCACUAUCUCGUUUGGAUGCACCUUAGGGCUCUUUUAGUUGGCCAAAGGUCUACUUUGCUUUUGAAAUUCACCUCGCAGCAAGUUUCGUUGAAGUUGGUUAUAAUGAAAAGUUUAGUCCGAUGAAAGUCGAUAGCACUAAACUGCAGUUUUUUGUUGACUUAUAAUGCUUUUCUUGUUGAAAGUCGUGGUGGCCAUAGUCAAAAUAUUUAUGGGGAUAGGUUAAUGAUCAUUAAUAUUAAAUGCACCAUGCUAGGGAACUCGACCUCAAUUUGUGUUGGGAAAAGUCAAAAUGUGUUUUUGGAAGUCAAAACUUGCAUUUCACAGUUGAGAUCAAAUUUUUGUCAGCAAGAAAACAAAAAUCAGCACUUCCUUGAGGACCCCACAAUUUGAGACCCUGACUUACACCUAAUUAAACAUGCUAUUAUGUGUCAGAUUUUUGAUCAAGGUAGAAGUAGUGGAUCUGUGAAGACAGAUUGGUUGCUUAGUGGAUUGUUGUUGACUUCAUUUCCUGCUUGGUAAGUCUUCGACAAUCAGAUCUUCCACCAUUUGCUUCUCAUCUCAUGCAUGGAGUUCUACUUUGCACCUUGAAACAACGAAGUUCAUUAUGAAUAUCUUCUGCCUUCGUCAGAUCAGACUGUACGUCAAGAGGAGUUUGAAUUAACGUUGAAACUCCAAUGAUAGGUUGUGCUGAUUAUGAUUAAACUUUUAGGCAUGUAAAUUGUCAUUUAAAUAUGAAUAUAUUUUCAAAAACUUUAUGAAAUCAUCAAUUAAAUUUUUGAAGCUUUUUGCCAUGGCACCUAUUUUCCUUUCAUGUGCCUUGAAGCAUUGAUUGAUUGCAGUGAACCUUGAAUGAUAGCUCUGCAUGAUACUGUAAUCUAAUCCACUUUUAUGCACAUAAAUGGACAGAAGUCAGAGUUGUUGAAGGCCUUAUAAAGUAGAUGCAUCACAUAUCAUCUGAUGUUGCUCUGGUUGAAAUAUGAGGACUUCUAUAAGAUAUACCAUGGAGAAGAAUCAGAUUGGUUGUGGCCCAAGCAACUUAACUUUCAUUUACUGUUCCAUAAAUUAUUAUGUUUAGAAGCAUUGUUUACUUUUGUACAUAUGCUGGAUGGUCAUCAGUCAUCACCUUGCCCAAACAAGAUACUUAUUGGUACUCAAUUGCUUGUACUCAAGUCAAUAGCCAUAACCUACCUAAAGUAUGGGACGGAGACAAGUGACAGAUCUAGAGAAUGCCAGCUGGGCAGCGAGAUCUUUAUAUCCUUUUUAGGAUUUGAAACUAAUUUUAAUCGAUUAAUGCAAAUCUUGUCAACCCUAAAUGUGGUUUUGAUCGGGAGGCUUACAAGUAAGAUCUAAUUAAUGACAUAAAAUCUAAUAUAAAUAGGAAUUUCUGCUCCUUUAAUACCUUAAGCUUUCUUUGGUUCUCUAUGCUUCCUAGCCUCAAGGGAAGUGUCCUGCAUCAUAACUCCGUAUACCCAUUUUCAUGCCUGUGGAAUCUAUUUUCUUCUCUUUUUCCUACUAAAACUUUCUGCAGCUCAGGAAAUGAAGGGAUGGUUUAUAAAAAAGAGUCAGGAAGGUUGGCCCGAGGAAAUAUUGAAUAAGUCAUUGGAAGAGAUAUGCUCAGAAAAAGGUUAUCUGGAAAAGUGCCUUUUGAUUCUGAUUCAUGCUUUUCAGUCAUGUGAGGAGAGUAUAUCAGCAGAAAAGGUGAACUUAGAGCAAUAUGGAUCCAAUCUUAUUUAUAGAUACCAGUUGAUGGUAUCAUCAGUUCUCCUAACAACGCUUCCUCGGCAUUUUCCUGAGAUGCUGCGCUUCUAUUUUAAAAAAAAAUUGGAGCAGCUAAGCACUUUGAUGGCUGAGGAUUAUGAAGAUGGAAACAGAUUCCAAAUUGAUGACCAAAAGAGCAAGAGUAACCUUGCAUCUGGAGAGAUGGAUGUUGAUGGGAGCAAUCGUGAGACAAUUUUUUCAAAGAACACUUCCUUGGUUAAAAACAUUGGUGCUGUUGUUCGUGAUCUAAGAAGUCUUGGUUUUACAUCCCUGACUGAAGAUGCUUAUGCUUCUGCUAUCUUUUCACUCUUGAAGGCUAAAGUUCAUAAUUUAGCUGGUGAUGAUUACAGAGCUCCUGUUCUUGGAUCUAUUAAAGAGUGGAUUCAGGCUGUUCCUCUGCAGUUCUUACAUGCUCUUCUAGCAUAUCUGGGUGACUCAUUUGACUAUGAUAGCAUGUCAUCUGGUCUUAAAUCGCCUUUGGCUUCACGUCCAUCAUGUUACCCAGGGAUUGAUUCUCCUUCCGAAGGGCUUGUUAGAUGGCAGUUGCGCCUUGAGUAUUUUGCUUAUGAAACAUUGCAAGACUUGAGAAUAGGCAAACUUUUUGAGAUUAUCGUGGAUUAUCCUGACAGCUAUCCUGCAAUUCAAGACUUGAAGCAGUGUCUAGAAUAUACAGGGCAGCAUUCAAAGCUUGUUGAUUCAUUCAUCUCUUCUUUAAGAUAUCGCCUACUUACUGCUGGUGCCUCAACCUAUGACAUAUUGCACCAAUAUAUGUCCACUAUCAAGGCACUUCGAAUAAUAGAUCCUACUGGUGUAUUUCUUGAAGCAGUAGGUGAACCAAUUAGGGAUUAUUUGAGGGGAAGAAAAGAUACUAUAAAAUGCAUUGUUACCAUGCUUACUGAUGGGCCCGGGGGAAAUCCUAGUGGCCCAGGAAAUGCUGGUGAUAGUCUUCUUGAAGAGUUAAAUAGAGAUGCAGAGAACCAAGAGAGCACUGAUUAUGAUGAUGAUAUCAAUUCGGACGACAAGCAAGCAUGGAUAAAUGCUGAACGCUGGGAACCAGAUCCAGUAGAGGCAGACCCUUUGAAAGGUAGCAGGAACAGAAGGAAGAUUGACAUACUUGGAAUGAUGGUCAGCAUAAUUGGUUCGAAGGACCAGCUAGUUAAUGAAUACCGUGUUAUGCUGGCAGAAAAGCUUCUAAAUAAAUCUGAUUAUGAUAUUGACUCAGAGAUACGUACCUUAGAGCUCCUUAAGAUACACUUUGGAGAGAGCAGCAUGCAGAAAUGUGAAAUUAUGCUUAAUGAUUUGAUUGAUUCAAAGAGGACAAAUGCUAAUAUUAAAGCAUCUCUACCCCAGCCAUCUCUCAGUGGUUCUGAGCAAGGAGAGACAGACAUCUCUCUGCAUAUUCUUGAUGCAACAAUAAUAUCUUCAAACUUUUGGCCCCCAAUACAGGCGGAGUCUCUUAACAUCCCUGCUUCUGUUGAUCAACUACUAUGUGAUUAUGCAAAGAGGUUCCAUGAGAUCAAGACGCCUCGUAAGCUAUUGUGGAAGAAGAAUCUUGGAACAGUGAAGUUGGAACUGCAAUUUGAAGAUCGGAACAUGCAGUUUACUGUGACUCCAGUGCAUGCAGCGAUUAUCAUGCAAUUUCAGGAGCAAACAAGUUGGACUUCCAAGAAUCUUGCGGCAGCGACUGGGAUGCCUGUGGAUACACUUAACCGGAGAAUAAAUUUUUGGAUUAGCAAGGGAAUCCUAGCAGAGUCAGCUGGAUCAGAUUCCGAUGAUCAUGUCUUUACCAUUGUUGAUGAUGUGAAUAAUAAUGGGCUUAUCCAUGGGAGUUCUGAAGGCCUUUUAGCAGCAGAUGAGGAAGGCGAGAGAUCCGUGGCCUCUGUGGAGGAACAGCUGCGGAAAGAAAUGACUGUAUAUGAGAAAUUCAUCAUCGGGAUGCUCACCAAUUUUGGCAGUAUGACACUGGAUAGGAUACAUAAUACUUUGAAGAUGUUCUGUGUAGCUGAACCUUCUUAUGACAAGUCACUCCAGCAACUGCAGAGCUUUCUGACAGGUCUUAUAACUGAAGAGAAGCUAGAAAUGAGGGAUGGGUUGUACUUUCUCAAGAAGUAACUAUUACUGCAACCUUUCAGUCUUGCAUGUUCAAGAAGGGCGGCCAGGUGACAUUUACUAAUGUAAAUUGAAAGGACUCUUUAUUUCUAAAAGAUGCUUUGGGGUGUUUUUUUUUUUUUUUUUGGUACAAAGGGGUGCAUCUUUAACAGGCCUUGGCUCCAAUGUUGAGCUGGCAGCUUAACAACCACCCCCUCAUGUAUGGUGCACCAAUUCGCGCCUGGACACCAACCUUCCUGUGCCACAUGGCGAAAUGAGCAUUCGGGGAGUAUAUAACUGGCUCCCCACAGCAUUACUCUUUAUUUAUUUGUUUACAACUAGAUAUAUUUCAUCUUCCAGUGCACAUCAAUUAAGUUGUGAAAUCGUUGUUAAUUAAGUUGUCCAACAAACUUGACAAGUGAUUACCUUUUAGAUUUUGUGGCUGCUUUUCGAUCAAAAGGACUGGAGAAAGGGGGUUGUCGUAGGAAGGAUUUCUGUGAUGGUGCAAUCAAAUCUUUGCUGGAUUUACAAACAUAACAGAAAUGAUUGCCUUUUCGAUUCCAGUGGCUAUUCUGAUUGAAGGAAGGAAAAAAGUGGUCUUAACGGAAAGAUUUCCUGUUAUGGUGGAAUCAAGUCCUUGUAAUUACAGAAACAGAAAAUGAGAUUGUUAUAGGAAAGAUUGCUGUGAUGGUGAAAUCAAGUUGUAUCUCAAAGUUGUAAUUAAUACUAGUAGUAAAUAUUGAUCUUACUCUUCAUUUCUUCUCGCA